This is a messenger RNA of Geodia barretti, 1899 nucleotides long. Lineage: Eukaryota; Metazoa; Porifera; Demospongiae; Tetractinellida; Geodiidae. The record is from the annotation of a GenBank genome assembly.
AUGUCGGACACGCCACUGGCUCUCUCUAUUGUUGUCUCCUUCGGCGAACAGGAUUCACCUGAUCUACUGCAGCGGACUCUGCAGGCGAUUGUCGCCCAGGAGGGACGAGGGGAGAAGUUUUUUGCACGUGUUUCCGUCUGGUUCUGCGGCGGUCCAUCGGCCAUCAUGAAGGAGCUGAGCAGGGAAAGUUCGAUGAGAGCUGUGAAAGUCGUGGAAUCUUCUGCCUCGUUCCUGUGUGAUCUCCCGCGGUCUCUCGAGCUUCUGGAAGGACGGACGACAGGCACAGGCAGUUACGUAGUCAUGGUGCGCUGCGGGGUUUUCCUGAAGCCGCGGUGUCUAGCGUUUCUCUUGGACGAGAUAGACUCCGACGAAACGGGAGUUUUCACCGCCUGCGGGUUUCGCCUUUUCCCGCACGACAGGGUCUCCUCGCCGCUUACAGAGCUCAAGAAAAGAGUGCAUUUCGAGUUUUACUCAGAAUCUCGUCCUGGUAGAGCAGUGCAUGUAUUCACCCCUGACUUUUGCUGUUUAGGGAGGCCCGUACUAAAAAAAAUAGCUGAAAAGCACCACCAAGAUUUCGACGUGUCGAGCUUUCCUCACAUUUGGUGCUCGUUUGUGAUCACGUGCCACCUUGGCCUUCCCAUCUGGAAGAUGAAGAUGAGAGAGCAUCUGGACAUCUCUGCCCUCCCUCCUCUCUCCUCAUCACCUGUAGACAGCACCGUUUGUGACUCUGCGGCAUUUGACAACUUUUACCAGAUGUCGUACGACUCAGACUGGCCAAAAGGCGUAGCAGUGGUGCACUAUGAUCGGGAAAAACUGGAUUCCGGUCUCGCGAAUCGAGAGUCUUGUGGUGAAAUUUGGGCCAGGGGGUUCGCUGGAGUGAAUAUGCUCUCUGAGCCGGCGUCCCGCCUUGAUUUCCGUGCAGCCGUGAGUUGUGGAGUGAGAGUUAUUCGUGUAGGGGCAGUCGGAGGUGCCGAAGACCUCAUGUACCUUGUGGACCCACGCUCCACAUCGGAAACCCAAGACAGAGCUCACUUGCUCAAAGUUCUCCCGAGACUGAGACGCUCGCUGACCGAAAUCGGCUCUCACGGGCUGAAGGCGAUCGUGACGAUAGUAGACAUGCCUGGGUGCCCUUUUUUCUCGAUGCCCGACGACGCACCCAUGUUAUUUUGGGAGAGGAAGGAGCUCCGUUUGCGUGCGACGAAACUCUGGGGUCUCAUAGCCCAGAACCUGGUCGAUCUUCGCCAUCUGAUUAUGGGGUACGACCUCAUUAACGAGCCUUUCAAUCCAGAAGAUCGCGAAAUCUCGUUCGUUGAAGAAACUCCAGUGUCCCACGUUGACACUCUCAACAACUUUUACAGUGACACGGUUAACGAAAUUAGACUCUAUGACAGGGACACAGCGAUCAUUAUAAACCCUUCACGAUAUGCAAUGCCUACAGCAAUGAACACCCUCAAACCAAUCUCAGACCCUUACAUAAAGUACGGUGUCCACUGUUAUUUUCCUCCUCCUCUGACUCUGAGGAGAAACACAAGUCUACAAUACCCAGGAAUCGUGUCCGUAUUUUCCGACUGUAACUACCCCAAGAAGGUGACCGUUGAUCGCGAAUCCCUCCGUAGAAUCUUUGUCGACAACGUGGUAUCGUGGCAAGAAGAGCACAACGUUCCGUCGCACCAGAUUCUUGUGGCAGAGUUUGGAAUCUGUCGCGAGAUCCCCGGAGCUCAGGAAUACCUGAAAGACUUGGUGGAGAUUUUCGCCGAGUUUGGUUGGAGCUGGCUCCUGUUUUCCUUCAGAGACGAGGAGUGGGAUGCACUCGACUACGAGUUGGGUCCCCACAAGGCUAACAUGCUGCAUCGCUCUAACUGUGACAUGUUCAAGUCAAUAGCCGCACACUUUAGAUAA